Molecule: messenger RNA, 6007 nt
Organism: Colossoma macropomum (tambaqui)
Lineage: Eukaryota; Metazoa; Chordata; Actinopteri; Characiformes; Serrasalmidae
Gene: maml1
Product: mastermind-like transcriptional coactivator 1
Exons: 5
Coding region: 1482-4640 (1052 amino acids)
Biological process (GO): Notch signaling pathway; positive regulation of transcription of Notch receptor target
Cellular component (GO): nuclear speck; nucleoplasm
Molecular function (GO): transcription coactivator activity
Source: RefSeq, a predicted model, not a curated record
CGUACGGAUCGUGACGCGACUGCUGUGAUGCAAAGGUUAGAAAAAGGAGAGGAAAAAAAAGAAAGGAAAAAAAAACUUGUUACAAGAUGGCGACGAAGAACUGCCAGUACACUGGAAAACAAUAGAAACGGCAGCAACGGAGCGGAGUUUUAUCCUGUUCGGCGCUGCGGUUUCCUUUUCGUCGCCGGCCGGGGACCUGCCGCCGCGGCCCGCGGGGCGAGCGACUUCUGAGAGGCGCUUAACGGAGCGAGAGUGAUUUUCAUCCCGCUUUUGUUAUGAGGCGAGUUAGCUUAGCCCGCUAGCCCGCUAGCCCGCUACAUCCGUAGCUUCGCUCAGCGCCGUCCAGCGACCCGAGCUUCAGCACAGCGGAUCAGCUGUUAGCCAGCUAGCUGUUUAAAAAAGUUUCUAAAAGUCGGCGAGCUCGAGUUUUAAUCCGCACGGCUAUGAUAUGCGAGGUUUUUUCGCUUUCUCGGGAUUUCUUUUAACGCGGUCGCCGUUUCUGCCUCAGAAAUGUACCUCGUUUCGAAGUUUUGUUUGAAAGUCCACUCGCGAGUGAGUGGCUAGCUUAGCCCGCUGAGGUACGUUUUUGGAAACGUAGGUAAUCGUCCGUUAAAAAAAGCUGAAGAGGCGAGCAAACUUCUGUACUUUUUCUUUGCUUUUCCUACAAGCCGCACACGUUCGCUGUGGUGAUUUUAGUUCGGUAGCGUUAAUUAUGUGGAGCUUACCGCUGUUUCGAGGCUAGCUAACCUAGUUAGGCACAAAACAUCGAAGUUUAAUCCGCGCUGACCGAGUUUGCUCAGCUCAGCCCCGUGAGUGAAAGUUUUUGAAGAGUCCAGUUGGGCUAAAGGGUAGUUUGGGCUAACACACACUGCCGUCCGCCAAAGUCAAGCCAGUAAACCGUACUUACGGCUGUGUGAUCUUCUUUUUUAAACUCUAUUUUUAAAAGAGUCGCGGAGGUUUUUUUUUACAUAUCAUGGCUGGUAGCUUAACUUCUACCAUCAUUAUGCCCUGCUUGUUGGUGAAGUUGGUCCUGGGGCCUCACUUUGCGCUUCGUUAUUUGCUUUCCGAGUAGACUGACUUGGUAGAUUAAGUCACUUUUUUGGUUGUUCAUCGCUGCUGUUAAGAAUAGUCAGUGGAAAAAAAACAACUUUGAUUUGUGGUUUUGUUGCACGGACAGGCAGUGAUUUGUAUAGAUAAGGUAACGCGCCGAUGUGCGUCUAACUAAACUGGCCAGCAUUUAACGCCAGCCCGCUAAACUAUGUUCGGAUCUCUUUUGCUGUGGUGAAGCACUAGUCGGCAAAUAUUGACAAAAAUGGAGGCAGUCGAGUGUGUUUUGUAAAGGCAGAGUAGGAGGGGGUGAAUAGUCGCCCACACAGCGAAGGAAAGCAGCAGAAUCAGCAGUACAACUUGCUUGUAUCCGGAGCUCUGCUGACUUAAAAGAAGGGAAAAAAGCUCCACCACCACCACGCUGCUCCGUAACGAUGGCGGAUUUCGUGGUGCCGCGCCACAGCGCGGUGAUGGAGCGGCUCCGCCGGCGCAUCGAGCUCUUCAGGCGGCACCACAACAGCUGCGAGAACCGCUACGAGGGCACGGCAGUGGAGCGCAUGGAGCUGGAGAGACAGCAGACUUUCGCGCUGCACCAGCGUUGCCUGCAGACCAAGGCCAAGCGCUCCAACAAACACCGGCAGCAGGGGCCGGCGGCUGCGGCCAGCGAGCAGGCGGGGCAGAGGGCACCUGGCACAGUGGGGACGAACACCGAGUUGCCGGAGGGCGGCGGGGCGCCUGGAGAACAGAGCAGGAACAGCACUCUGAUUGCGUUGCAGGAAACUGUGAAGAGGAAGCUGGAGAAUGCAGGCUCUCCAAUGGACCGUGACCAGGUGAAUGGUUUCAGUGAUGGCUAUCCACCUUCCAAGAAGUCUUGUUUGGAAGAUGCUUUGGGUGGUCUCAACGGGGCCUCGAACGGCACCGUGCCUCCUCUCUCUCCCUUGGAUACCAAGCAUGGCGUGGUCACUGACUCUCUGGUGCUGAACGGCACACAUGCAACAGGCAGCACGGAGCAGAACGGUGUGGGGCUGACGGAUGGAUGUGGGGUGCGGGGCACCGAAUCGGACAUCCGCCUGAAGGAGAUGAAGCAGGAGCCCAUGGAAGACAUCCUGCCCACAGGAGGAGGCAAUGGCAACAUCAUCCUCCCUGACCUGAACCUGAACGAGCAGGAGUGGACCGAGCUCAUGGAGGAGUUCAACCGCUCUGUUCCGUACGAGGAGAUCCAGGAGCUCUUUAACGACGGCUUUGAGGACCGGAAGGACCCUGACCUGUCGUCUGGCGGGGCGCCUCCCAACCUCCUGCCUCCAGACCACGCCACUACAGUCAAAACAGAGUUUUCUCCAGCCCCGGCUUCAUCUUCCUCCGCUUUCGAGCAGGACUCUCGUACUGGCUCCCCACAUGUUCCGCCCUCCUCGUCUGGGCCUCUGCUGCACACUGGCUCUCCAGUCACGGCACCCUCAGCUGCCUCUUCUCCGGCUCUGCCUGGGCCCCAGCAUUCUCAACAGCAGCAGCAGCAGCCGGGCCAGCCGUCCAGACCUCUCCAGAACCACCUGCUUUCUGGGCCAUCCAAGGACCUCUCGCCAGCUCAGCAGCUACAGCAGCUAGCUGCGAGGGAGCAGCAGAGGGCGCAGCUAAUGCAGAGCCAGCACCAAUCACAAAAACAACAGCAACAAAAACAGCAGCAGCAACAGCAGCAGCAAGCACACAAAUUUCACCAGCAGCCCAAUCACACCUCCACCUGGCCUCAAAACACUCCCAACCAGAGUCCACUGGGAGGCCCUUUUGGCCUGGAAAAGCCCACCAGCCCCUCCCUUUACCCCCCAGACUUUCAGAACAGCAAGUCUCUGCUCAUGCCUGGCCAGCAGCCCAACAAAGGCUCGCCCAAAGCGGGCGCCCCGGGUGGGUACAUGCAGCCCGGCGCACACCCAAUGCUGGGUCACCCUGCAGCACCUUCAGGAACCCUCAGCCACCCGCCUAGUGCAGGGGGUCAGGCCAUGCUGGACUAUAGAAACACAAAGCCUCUGAGCCACUUUGAAGCCAGUGCCCCUGGGCCACCCAGAGCCCCUGCAGCCUCACAGGUACAGAACAAAGCAGCUCUCCUCAACAUCAUCCGGCAGCAGCAGCAGCAGCAGCAGCAGCCAAUGAAGCAAAGGCCGACUAGCAUGCCCUUCAGGCCGCAUCUACCACUAACGCAGCAGGAGCCAGGUACUUUCCCUUCAGGUCCCCAUGUCCCGGGUCCUGGCGGCACCAUGGCAACACAGCCAGGUGGCAGCGGCAUGCCGACUAACCACAGUAACGUGUCCUAUCUGAGUGGCCUGCAGAAACAGCAGCAGCAGCAGAUGCAGAUGAUUUCACAGCAAAAAUUCCUCCUGGGACAACAGAGGCAGUUACUGGCAGAGCAGGAGAAGCAGCGGCAGCAGGAGCAGCAACUGCAGAGGCACCUGACCCGUCCGCCACCUCAGUACCAGGACCAACAGAACCCCUCUGCCCAGCAGAACCCAUUCCAGCAGCAGCAACAGGUCUCACAGUUUCCAGGUUCAUCUCAGCCUAUGGGCAACGUGAACUCCCUCGGCGGCGCCGCCCCCAGCGCUCAGCGUCUGUUCUCACAGGCGCAAGGUAUAAUAGGAAUGGGUCAGGGAGGAGGCCCCGCCCCUGGUGCCCCUCCUACUGCCAGUCAAGCGGACAUGAGCCUACCAUCCUGCGCAGGCGGACUUGAUGUGCAGCAGGUUCUGUAUGGCAACAUUUCGAUGCACCCAUCCCACCCUAACCAGCAGAGACUGCCUGUGUCAGCCAUAACUGCGGCCUACAGACAGAGCGCUCUGGCCCAGCAGCACUCCCAUCUGAAGAGUCAGCCCAAUGCUGCCUUGCUGAAACAGCAGCAGCAGCAGUUAGCUCGCCUGCCCAACAGUAUGCCCAACACACUAGCGAACAACAUGAAUUCAGCCAUGUCCGGCUCCAUGUCCAGCAGUAUCCCAGGGGCGAUGCCACCACAAGCCCAGUCCUGGCAGCAGCAGCAGCAGCAACAGCCUCAUCCUGCUCUGCAGCAGGGCAUGGCAGGUCAGCCGAAUCCCAGCAACAGCGGCAUGCCUUCUGGCUUCCCCAGCUCUGGAUUCCACAUGCAACCACGGAUGCCUAAGCUGCCCAACAGCGCUCAAUUCACUCAGGCUGGUAUGGGGAACGGUGCGGCCAGCAGGGCCAUGACAGGCAUAAACCCUGGGCAGAUGAUGCCCAACAUGACCCAGCAAAGGACCAACAAUGCUGGCAUGGGGCAGCAACUGCCUCCUCCCAACCAGCAGCAGCAGCAGCCCCAGCAAGGACAGCAAGCGCCACCUCAGUCGCAGCAAGUGCUUCCUGACUUGGGGGCUUUCGGGCAGCCGCAGGGCACUCAGGUGCCCAACCGCACUGCAGGCAUGCCGUGCAACCAGGCCUACCAGGUCAACCAGUCAGCCGGUCAGCAGCUGCAGUUUGGCUACAGCUCCCAGCCGGGUGGCAGUUUACCAAGCUUCCCCGGGGAGAAUGACCUGGUGGACUGGAAGAACCAAUCGACCCAGGAGUGGAUGGACGAUCUGGAUGCGCUGUUGGCCAAUCAUCAGUGAUUUUUGUGAUCACAUUAGCCAAUGACAAACUUGCAUUAUCCAGCCAAGGGGUGUGAUACAGGAGUGCUAAAGACUUCGUCAGUGAGUUCUCCAGACAGUUGUCAGAGUAGGGUGAAAUUGCUGGCUGUACUAUGGUCAGAACUGCUGUUUAUUUGUUUUGGGGUUUUUUAUUGCGUAUGUAUACGUGAUAUGUAUAUAAUAUAAGACGCGUGUGGAGCACAGGACCAAAAGCCUGUGUAUAUUGAGUAUUCCCAGGGCUGGAAUGAAAUUGUAGAGGGAAAAAAAAAACAUUCUACUACUGAACCUGUGGCUCAGUACUAAAACCACUGAAUCAUACCCAAAUGUGAUGGGUCAACACACACACACACACACACACACACACACACACACACACACACACACACACACCACUCACUCACUCACUGCUUUUUUGCCUUGUUUUGCUGUUAAGCUGCAGCCAGACUACCUACUUUUGCCUGAAUCUGUUUUCCAUUGCUUGUGUCGUAGCGCAGGGGCCAGACUGGGAGAGGUCUGAAUAUUCCCUGUUUUUCGCUACGGACGUGGACUAUGUUUGAUGUCAUAAACCCUUAUACUGACAUAAGAGAUACUUAGACCCUUUACGUAUAGUCCCACAAGCCUUAGUCCUGCAUCAGUGGCCUUGAGGUGAAUAUCUUCGAUGAACACAUUUAGGACUGAUUUAAAGGUAACGAGGAAAAGUAGAGGGGGAGGUUUCCUUUCUCCCUGUUUUGUGUUUUGACUUGGCACCAGAAUCUCAACAGUUGUAUUGAUUCUUUGCUUACUGAACGUGACGAGUUAACAUGCUCUGUGGAUCAGCAGCGAGGCUGAGGCUGAGGCUGGCGAAUAAACGGUUCAGAGUCGAGGGCCCACUGGCUGAAGCAUUACACUACAACACUAACAUGAAAACACAUAGAAGACCGUCUCAUCGUUUCUCUUUGACAUGUUACACUAAAGCAGAACCUGUUCCUCCGUCAUGUUUCCAUGACGGGGCAAUAUGCCGUAGAUUAAGACGGUUACCUUUUCCCCCCCCUCCCGGCCCCUCCCCAUCCUUCCCUUCCUUCGUGUUACAUUGGGGUAGGUGGAUCGUUCCAACCUGAGAAAUGAGUGGGUGUUUGUUCGGGGUUUCAGCUUACUGUCUGCAUCUAAGAAGCGUGCUCGUUUCAGUAUCUGACAGGGCUUCUUGUUUAUUUAUAUAUAUUUUUUGUAUGUAUGCGUUUCCUAAUGUUCUGGAGAAGAUAGAUCUUAUUUUUAUAUGUACAUUGUUGCGAAUUUUUGUAAGUAUUUUAUACUUUUUAUUAUUGUUCUCUGCAAAAACAAGAGUAUUAUGUAAAUAUAGUUCUUUAGAAACA